GAAGAUUAUCUCACCCAACCCACGCUAUAUAAACUGACCGAGGUGGGGGGACUCAGCAGGGUUCAUUCCACAGACCCACACGGGCAAGCAUGGUGGUGCUGAAAGUGGAGGAGCUGGUCACGGGGAAGAAGAACGGCAAUGGAGAGGCGGGGGGGUUCCUGCCGGAGGAUUUCAGAAAUGGCCAGUAUGAGGCUGCUGUUACCUCGGAGAAGCAAGAUGACCUGAAACCACUCCCAGGCCACCCUGUGAGCCGGGCGGAACAACAGUGGAAAAGCGAGAAACAGAGAGAAGCAGAGCUCAAGAAGAAGAAAUUAGAACAAAGGUCAAAGCUUGAAAAUUUAGAAGACCUGGAAACCAUCAUUCAGCUCAAGAAAAGAAAGAAAUACAGGAAAACCAAAGUUCCAAUUGUGAAGGAAUCUGAACCCGAAAUCAUUGCAGAACCUGUGGAUGUGCCUAGGUUUCUGAAGGCUGCCCUGGAGAACAAACUGCCGGUAGUAGAAAAAUUCUUGUCAGACAAGAACAAUCCAGAUGUCUGCGAUGAGUACAAACGGACAGCUCUGCACAGAGCUUGCUUGGAAGGACAUUUAGCGAUUGUGGAGAAGUUAAUGGAAGCCGGAGCCCAGAUUGAAUUCCGUGAUAUGCUUGAAUCAACAGCCAUCCAUUGGGCAAGCCGUGGGGGAAAGCUGGAGGCCUUAAAAUUGCUACUGAACAAAGGAGCAAAAAUCAGCGCCCGUGAUAAGUUGCUCAGCACAGCGCUGCAUGUGGCUGUGAGGACGGGCCACUACGAGUGCGCGGAGCAUCUCAUCGCCUGUGAGGCGGACCUCAACGCCAAGGAUCGAGAAGGGGAUACCCCUCUGCACGAUGCUGUGAGGUUGAAUCGGUACAAAAUGACCAGACUGUUGAUUAUGUACGGCGCAGACCUCAACAUCAAGAACUGCGCUGGAAAGACCCCAAUGGACCUGGUGCUGCACUGGCAGAACGGAACCAAAGCCAUAUUCGACAGCCUCAAAGCCAACGCCUACAAAGCCUCCCGCAUCACAACGUUCUAAGCGCAGCCCCGGCAUUGGAAGGCUUUGCACAGGGAGCGCCACGAGCCGCAGGCUCAGCUUCGGCCUCGCAACACGUCGCGAUGAAGCUUCGAGAAAGCACGGGGAUAGGAGGAUUCACCUUGCCAUUGGUUUAGUGACACUCACCUCUAUUUAUUUUUAUUUAUUGAUGAGUGCUUCCUUUGUACAGCACACUUCCCGAGCCUCCCCAGUAGAAGAUGUAGAAGAGUGCGCAAUGCUGGGCGGGCCCACUGAGGCCACUGCGGCGGCCUCCUUCUUGCAUGAUACUUCAAGGUGCCUCUCAAAGACAAAGGGGGUCGCUGUGGCCCUGUUUUCUCCUGGAGUUUUCAUGCAGUUGUUCCAGGGAAGCCAGGGCGGGAAGGCACAGAGGCAGGACGGGAAGCAGAGCGGGUUGGAAGGAAUGGCGGAGGAAGGACAGGAAAGGCGGCCGCUGAUGCCCUGGACCAGGUGUUUGUACUUAGUGGUGCGCUGCAGCAGGUGAGGAAGGUCGUGAAGGGAAGAAGCCCGGGUAGUGGAGGGAGCUGGCAACCGAGCCCACCGAAAGAAAUUCACUCCCCCAAACCACGAACGUCAAGACAAACUGUAAAGGUGCAGAUGUCUAUUCGUGUAUGUACAUUUUAUAUUCAUAAUAAAAACAAAAGCCAAGCCUC
Messenger RNA from Echinops telfairi (small Madagascar hedgehog), 1717 nucleotides. RefSeq names its product ankyrin repeat domain 1 (gene ANKRD1). Gene Ontology annotation, molecular function: RNA polymerase II-specific DNA-binding transcription factor binding. The record is from RefSeq and is a predicted model, not a curated record. The transcript has 10 exons. Lineage: Eukaryota; Metazoa; Chordata; Mammalia; Afrosoricida; Tenrecidae. Gene Ontology annotation, cellular component: nucleus. The coding region runs from base 90 to 1049 and encodes 319 amino acids. Gene Ontology annotation, biological process: regulation of transcription by RNA polymerase II.